This is a messenger RNA of Hirsutella rhossiliensis, 984 nucleotides long. RefSeq names its product bacterial extracellular solute-binding protein. The coding region runs from base 1 to 984 and encodes 327 amino acids. The transcript is spliced from 4 exons. The record is from RefSeq and is a predicted model, not a curated record. Lineage: Eukaryota; Fungi; Ascomycota; Sordariomycetes; Hypocreales; Ophiocordycipitaceae.
AUGAUUCUCGGUGCCUUAGUUCCCUUUGCGCUCGUGGCCCAGGCCAGUGCUGCCUACGAUAUCUCGCUUGGCUUCAACAGGCCCCAGAUCAACGAAAACAGAACCAUCGAGCAGAUAUACAAGGUUGCUUUGGCCGAGGGCGGUGUCGUCAACUGCUUGCAUGGCGGUGACGAAGUAAACCAGCAGGAUCGCCUGAAACGUGCCUUCGAGUCUCGGUUCCCUGGCAUGACACUUAACGCCACCGUCAACCGCUCCAAGUACCAUACCGUCGAUAUCGAUCGCCAGCUGGCUACCAACAAAGUCGAGCAAGGUGCGUUGCUGCACUAUGCGCCAAACAACUUUUUCAAAGUCUCCCCGCCCUUCCGUCAUAUACGGGCUGCCUAUUAUGGGUUCGCUAUCAACGCUUGGUCGACCGUCUGGAACCCGGCGAAGCUCCGUAACCCGCCGCGGGAAUGGCCCGACUUUUUGAAACCAGAGUAUAAGGAUAAGCUAGUCCUCACGCACCCUAGUGAUGACGACGCGAUUGCCUACAUAUUCGAUCUAGUCAUGAACCAAUAUGGCUAUGAGUGGUUCGAGGGGCUCUUAAAACAGAACCCCCGUUGGGUUCGAGGAACGGCUAGUCCCUUGGCCAUCCUUAGGCAGCCGAAUAGUACGCAGUCGGUCACCUUUACUGCCGGAGGCAAGUUCGUCAGCUGGCCCCGAUCCAUCGCGAUUUACAAAGACGCCCCGCAUCCCGAGAGUGCCAAGCUGUUCAGUAACUUCUUGCUGAGCGACGACUUCCAGAGGAACAUGUCGCAGUGGAGUGCUCGCAGCGAUAUUAAGCCCCCUGGUAGCUUCCCAACCAUCCUUGACAUGACCAGCACCAACCCGGCCGAGUAUAUGAGGUGGAUGGCUGACCGCGGGCGGGUGGAGGCUCUCAGGAUGCAUUUUGAGGAUAAGUUGGGGAUGCCCCAGGGUCCAAGCCCCCUGGUUGACGAAUUGUAA